AUGUGCCGGGUUAUGAACAUCCUGUUGGCUCUUCUGAGUCGCUUCCUGUUUGCGGUGCAUGGCAUUCUGACGGUGUGGCGUGUGGUGGAGGUGACAGGCCAGCCCUGCUAUUGGCUGCUGCUGACGGGUGUGGCACUGCUGGGGGUGGAGAUGGCCAUCACUAUCAAAUACACACGCAACGCUGAAUGGAAAUGGUUCUCACCUAUGGUGUUUCUAUAUCUGAGCACUGUGAUUCCCUCGGUCUGGUUCCUGGAACUGAACCUCCUACAAUCCAAUCUGCCCGUCAACUCGAGCACAAACUCUGACCAACAAUUCUUCUCCCGGAUCCCGCUAACAAUGGGAUUGGCAGAACUUGAUCCUGAGAACUGGGUGGAGGCUCUGGAGCAGACCAUGUUGAUUGUUUUGGUUCUGGGCCGCUGGCUGAUGCCGAAGGGCGACAUGUCACGUGACCAGCUAUCCCAGCUCCUCAUGGUUUACGUGGGGCUUGGAGCUGAUAUCCUGGACAUCUUUGACACGUUUAAGGAGCCACAAGUGAAGACCAAGCAGGCCGUGAUCAUUGUUGGACUAAGUUUGUUCUCGUGGGCCUUGAUGCAAUUUCCUCUUGUUCUUACCCAAACCAGCCAUCCCAAGCUCCAGGUGGAGGAUCAGUCAGAGACCGCCCAGCCUGGGCGAGCUGGCUGGACCGUUUCCUGUUGCUCUAGUGAAGUCUGGAGCCUUCUGCUAACGGUGGGUCUGCAGGAUGGACCAUUCCUGAUUUACCGUCUGUACCUCAUGAUACGUGAGAAUGUUCUGAACCAGCUGAUGAUCUUCUUCACAUGCAAGAACAUUCUCAUUGUUUUGCUGGAGGUCUACAGGAUCUGUGUUGUCCACUUUGAGCAGAGCAAUCCAGGGAGCAGAACUGAGUCAUGUGACCCUUCUCAUGAACACUCAGAAUGGACUGAUGGAAUCCAGCUGUCUGGAAUAGAUUAGAUUUACACUUACUGAAAAUACUAUCUAUCUAUCUGGCUGUCUACUGUAUCUAUCAGUUUGUCUGUCUUUCUGCAUAUCUAUCUUUCCUCUUUCUAUCUGUCUAUCAGUCUGUCUGUCUAUCUAUCUUUCCUCUGUCUAUCUGUCUGUCUGUCUUUAUCUAUCAGUCUGUCUUUCUGCAUAUCUAUCUUUCCUCUUUCUCUCUGUCUGUCUUUAUCUAUCAGUCUGUAUAUCUUUCUUUCCUCUGUCUGUCUGUCUGUCUAUCUAUCGGUCUGUCUGUAUAUCUAUCUUUCCUCUGUCUAGCUGUCUGUCUGUCUUUAUCUAUCAGUCUGUCUGUCUUUCUGUAUUUCUUUCUUUACUCUGUCUGUCUGUCUGUCUGUCUAUCUAUCGGUCUGUCUGUCUGUAUCUAUCAGUCUGUCUGUAUAUCUAUCUUUCCUCUGUCUAGCUGUCUGUCUGUCU
Messenger RNA from Onychostoma macrolepis, 1425 nucleotides. Its product is annotated as transmembrane protein 26. The transcript is spliced from 3 exons. Lineage: Eukaryota; Metazoa; Chordata; Actinopteri; Cypriniformes; Cyprinidae. Bases 1 to 969 code for a protein of 322 amino acids. The record is from RefSeq and is a predicted model, not a curated record.